Molecule: messenger RNA, 462 nt
Organism: Anopheles aquasalis
Lineage: Eukaryota; Metazoa; Arthropoda; Insecta; Diptera; Culicidae
Biological process (GO): translation
Cellular component (GO): ribosome; cytosolic small ribosomal subunit
Molecular function (GO): structural constituent of ribosome
Source: RefSeq, a predicted model, not a curated record
GUUUUCGGUGCUUUUCCACAAUUUGCAGCUUCAACGAAACCGAUUUAAUCGACGAUGGAGACGGUGUAUUUUCGUGGAUUAGGCGAAAGACGUGUCCUAAAUGUGGCAGAAACGGGAACGAGAACGAUUGGAGCGCUCAAGGAGAUGCUAUCCAUCGGAGCCGACGCCAAACUGUGGUGUGAAGGCAAAAUGCUGCAGGACUGGCAGCAGAUCACGGAGCUUCGCUCGAACGAAAUCGAUGUCACGGUGCCCUUACUCGGAGGAAAAGUUCACGGAUCGCUGGCACGGGCCGGCAAAGUGAAGAGCCAAACUCCGAAGGUGCAAUGUAAGGAGAAGAAGAAGAAACUUACGGGGCGAGCCGCGCGUCGCCGGCAGUUCAAUCGCGUUUUCAACAACAAGGUCGUCGCUUUUGGCCGCUUUGGCAAAAAGCGCAAUAGCAACGCUUUGAACAAACCGAAAUAA